AACAAAAUAAUUGGCAUGCUUUUUGAAAUACCCUCUUAUCCCUUCAACAACAACACACACAAGACAACGUGUCAGCCUUCAAUUUACCCAACUAUAGUUUGUAUACGCUGCAAUUCAGGAAAAAUGGCCAAGAGUCUAAGGAGUAAAUGGAGACGGAAGCGCUUGAGGGAAAAGCGUGUGCGAUAUGGCAAGAAAGAGCUCUUGUCACUCAUGUCAGUGGUGGAGAAGGCAAGGGCUGAAGUGGAAAUUAAGGAUGCUGUUGAAGUUGUAAAAGCUUUAGCAAAGAAAAAUGAUGAAACUACAGAUGGAAAUAUGCAAGUAACCUCAUCAACAGGAGAAGAGUUGCAACCCAAAGAACCAGACACCUUAACCCUUAAAGCUUUGAUUAAAAAGUCAGGCACUGCACCUAAGUGGGUUCAUCCUCGUAAAGUCAAGAAAAUUAAGAGACAGCAGAAAUCGUCCAAAACAAAGAAAAUAGAAGUUAAAAAUACAUAAGUAGCCACUGUUUACUGUUUACUUAUGUUGUUAAACUUGAAACUUUAGAUUUUAGGAACUUGAAAAUACAGUAAGUUAUGACAAAAGUUCCUUCUUAUUACAGCGCUGCCAUUGAACACUUCUUUUUUUCCUUGGUAUAGUACUGUAUGCUGUUGAACAUGACACAACAGUAAGUUUUGGAAAAGUUUUGAAAAUAAAUAUAUUAUACAGAAAAUUUUUUGAAGGGAAUAAAUUUACUUAAAUACGUACA
Molecule: messenger RNA, 745 nt
Organism: Homarus americanus (American lobster)
Lineage: Eukaryota; Metazoa; Arthropoda; Malacostraca; Decapoda; Nephropidae
Product: protein LLP homolog
Exons: 3
Coding region: 16-495 (159 amino acids)
Biological process (GO): dendrite extension
Cellular component (GO): nucleolus
Molecular function (GO): RNA binding
Source: RefSeq, a predicted model, not a curated record